Messenger RNA from Colossoma macropomum (tambaqui), 3986 nucleotides. It is a transcript of the gene r3hcc1, whose product is annotated as R3H domain and coiled-coil containing 1. Gene Ontology annotation, molecular function: nucleic acid binding. The transcript is spliced from 8 exons. NCBI's taxonomy places the organism in Eukaryota, Metazoa, Chordata, Actinopteri, Characiformes, Serrasalmidae. The record is from RefSeq and is a predicted model, not a curated record. Bases 1 to 1245 code for a protein of 414 amino acids.
AUGGCCUUCCCUCAUCAUCUCAUCACCCUGGCGGAUCCCUGCUACGAUGGCUGCUACCUCCCCAAGCAGGAAAAUCAGUUUGUUCAUAAAGUCCUUGAGGAGCUGGACGCCUUUCAGCAGAGAGAUGAUCAGAAAAGCGUCCUACUCUUCCCACCCCUCCCAAGCCGACUUCGCUUUCUGAUCCACAAGACGGCCGAGAACCACCCGAACCUGAGCACUUUUUCUGUUGGGGAAACCUGGAGCCGCAGGGUAGCCAUCUGCUACUCCCACCUAAGGUUACCACCCAGGGAGGACAGCAGUGACACAGACGGUAGUUUAUAUGAGCAGCCGUGCGGGAGGGACAGAGGAAUGGAGGGAACAUCAAGCAGCCAACCAGCCGGACACAGAUCCAUUCGCAGCAGAGGGACUAAAAGGCCAGAUAAAGCCAUCUACGUCCCUCGGGCUUUGAGGCAGAAGGCAUGUGAAAGCUCAGGUUCUGAUGAGCCCAGCAGAAGCUCCUCCAGCUGCUGCCUCAGCGCCUCCGAGGAGUCCAGCUCCGACACUGCAGACCCCCCUGCAGUCAAUCCAGAGCCAGCGUUUUACAGCACUGACGAAUCGGUGGGCGAGCAGGACGUGUUUAUGCAGGUUUCGGGGUCAGGGCCCUACCCCUGGCCUCCAGCCUGGGACCAGACUGUCUCCUAUUUCAUGGCAAUGACCCUGGAGGACCAGGCAGAGGAGGACUGCAGUAAUAUCACACCCACCGAAUCACCCUGCCAGCCGCAGAACAAAGAGGAAAGCGAAGACUUCUACUCCGAGAUUACAGCCCAUCUGAAGGAAGGAGAGGUGGUGAUUGAGAAUGCCCAGAAUGAUUACUCCAGCUUCGAGAACGUGUGGAUUAACCAAGAAGAGUUUGCCCACGUCAUCGAAAUCUACGACUUUCCAGCCAUUUUCAAAACAGACGACUUACUGGACGCAUUUGCGGACUACAGUGAAGGUGGUAUGAAGAUAAAGUGGGUGGAUAACACACAUGCUCUUGGUGUUUUUUCAAGUGCAUCAGCAGCGAUGCAGGCCCUGUCCAUCAGACAUCCACUGCUGAAGACCAGGACACUGUCGGAGGGUAGUAAGAAGGCGAAGGGCAAAGCAAUGAGACGAGCAGAGUUCAUUCAGCCGGUGAAGGAGAGGCCGCGGACGGACACAGCAGUGGCCAGGAGGAUGGUGACCAGAGCGCUGGGUUUGAGGGGAGGAUCCAGAGGAAAACGCUACUGACCAGGAGUUCGUACACCCACCACAGAACAACAGGAGUCAUUGCAAAACCUGUAUUUGCCCAACACCUGUUUUACUGAGAGUUAGUGCACUUUUAUUUUGUUUAAUCCUGUCCUGCAGCUCUAUACUGUUUAGUGUUCCUGCUAUUUUUAUUCAUCUUCACACCUCUAAUAAAAAAAAUCUGUGAGCCCCACCCCCCAACCCCCCAAAUGCAGUCAGUCAGCCCAGACACGUUUGGUUUUAUCAUGUACGGAAAGUACCUUUAGUCCAUGUUUGUAGAUAACAGUGAGUCAUACAGUGUCAGAAACCACAUAAUCAAGUCUAUUAGAGACACUGAACACCUCCACUCAGUCUGAGGCGAGAGAGUGAUGAUUCAGGUAUGCAGUUAGCACCAUGCUAAUUGGUAACCAUAAGCUUCCACUACCUGUUAGCUACAUUAGCAUCAUAGUGCUGAGACUCAAGAAGCAAACUUCAGACACCAAACAUGUCUUAGCUGAUCGACUGUUUGUGGCGUAAGUUGGGAAAACUUCAAAUAAAUUCCAAACUGUCAUUUUGAAAAUUAAUUCUUGCCCUAAACUUUGAGAAACAUCUCACUAAAAUUUGUGUAAAUCCUUCUCAUUCAGUCUGAAAUUGCACGGAUUAGUUUUCACAAAAUUCACGCCUCUGUAAGUGAGGCUAAAAAGCAGCCUUUACUUUACUGAAAACACAUGCCACCACUAUAAAACACAUCUCCUUGCUUGUUGGAAUAUUUUUUACAUUUUCUUUUAGUACCUGUGAGCAAAAUGUAGCAUAACUUGUGUUUUUUAGCCAUCCAGGUUGUUACUCGAUUGAUUAAGCAGAUCUACAUAGACUGAAUUUUCUCCUCCUCAUUUGCUUUUAAUAAUGUUGCUCUUCACUAAAACUACAGGGUGUAACUUCUGACGCAGAUUUUUAAUGCCUCCUUUUUGAAGUUUGUGUUUUUUCCAGAGCUGAAUGUUGCUGAAGUGAAAUAUUUGACACAUUUUAAAUGUGCUCACUCCCAGUUUUGCUUUGUAAGUCUCUUUUUGUACAUAAACAGCAGUAAUUACAGCGAGGCGUGGUGCGACAGCUGAGCAGCUGUACUAAAUGUAGAAAUCGGUUAGACGUUAGAUUGUGAUUGAGGUUUUAUAUUGCUGUGUGUUUAUUUGGGUUCUAAAGCUUGCUUUGUAUAUACGUUUUCAUACGAUCCAAUUUGUUUACAGUUAAAAAUGCAGAUGGAAAUGUGCUGGUUCUUAUACUGUCAAACCAUGUUUUUGUUAAUACAUUGUGUUUUGUCCUGUUAGUAAUUUAUCUAAUUAAACAGUUUUUUUUGUUUUUUUUUUUAAUUUGAUUCUUGUAAUUGCUGCAUCUUGAACAUCUAACACUACUUGUUCUGGUGGGUCUAAAGUGACAAGAUUCUGUGUAGUUAUAGGUGGGAUGAACAUCUUGCAGCAGGAUUGUCCAAUAUCUGGCCCCAGGGCCAAAUGCAGCCUGCGGACACAUUUGAAUUGGCCCCCAGCUUCUGUUUAAGGGUGUGUUAUAAGUGACCUGCCAGCCAGUAUGGUGAAGUUCUUCCUUUGACCUGAUGGUGGCAGCAGUGCUGUAAAAUUACAGUGUAAUGAAGGUAACGAAGUUCGCUAAAGUUUAAGAGCCUUUCUUCUCUGACUAGACCUAUAGCUUCAUUCACUGACCACAUUUAGUCCAAACUGCAGCCAGGAAGUUCUAAGUAACUCUGAGAACUGGGGAUUUGGGCAAGAUGCACAUUCAAAUACUUUUUCCAUCGAGAGCCACAGAAAAUGUGAGUGCCUCAUAUUUCAAAGGACUAAUGAUUUCAGUAUCAAUAGACAUUACAGUAAAUAUUCAACACAACACAGCACCAACAGAGCAAAUCAGUAGUUCAGUAAAUAUUAAUCCUUUAAGGUCAAACAAAAACUUGGCUAUUUUUGCUGUUUAUUCUGCUCUUUUCAUUUAAUACAGUUAUGUCUAAAUGUGGUUGCUGCAUUUAUUUGACAUGUAAAGAACAGCGGUGUCUCUACCACAGAAAGCCUGGUGGGGCACAAUAAACUGUAGGGGCAGCAGCGACUCGUCAAUGAAACUAAACACAAACCUGAUCCAAACACAAACGCACUCCAUCAAUUAAAUCACAAGAUUGUUUUCAGCUAAACUCGCAGUUAGCCAUGUUUUUAUCUUGAACCUCUCUGGAUUGAAGGAUCAGUUUUGUCCUUUCUAGACUGAAUGAUGUUGAAAUCCUCUGGCUGGUGUGUCCCAAACGUUUGAUCUCUAAUUUCUGCUCUAAUGGCUGGUACCAAAUUGAACUUGUAUUAUGUUUUCAACUUGACUCAUUAUAUUACAUUACUAAUAUGAGUGGCUAUCCCAACUGAUGAGGAACUAUUAUAGCUAGCUGCGUAGCAACGCCCACACUGUAAAUGACGUUACUAAACGUUUGGACAUAUGUAAAUUUAUUAUUUUUUUAUUGGCUGCUCUCAGCUUGGGGCCAACAUGAUUGGGCUCCACAGCUGGUUAUUAAAAGCGUGUUGAGCAUGCCCAGAGUGUUUUUUAACUGCUCACUUGGUCAGACAGGCGCUGACGGGCACUGACGGCCCCACACUCACCAAACGAAGACUGAUAGGAGAAAUACUGGCAUUUACACAACAGGUACUGGAAGAUAUUUGGAAUGUAUCACUGUUAUAUGUAAUAAACCCGCAACAAUGAUAGUUACAAAGGAAAUAAAUAUAAAAGAAAAAAAG